CUGAAGGAGAAGGUCUGAGAGCAGCAGGACAGGAACCAGACCCGCUGCAGACCCGCUGCAGACCCGGUCCAGACCCGGUCCAGACCCGCUUCAGACCCGGUCCCAGCUCCGCGGGCACGAGCCUCACGCACCGGGACGCGCACAGACAGGAGGAUGUCCGCCUCGGAGGACACGGACGGGCUCCGGCCCAGAUACGGCUCGGUCCUGGACCAUGUGGAGCGUCUCACGGCCGAGGAGAUGGACGAGCAGCGGCAGCAGAACAUGGCCUACGAGUACCUGUGUCACCUGGAGGAGGCCAAGAGGUGGAUGGAGGCGUGUCUGGACGAGGAGUUACCUCCCACCACAGAGCUGGAGGAGGGGCUUAGGAAUGGCGUCUAUCUGGCCAAACUGGGAAACUUCUUUGCCCCACGAACCGUCUCCUUGAAGAAGAUCUACGACCGCGAGCAAACACGCUACAAGGCCACAGGUCUGCACUUCAGACACACUGACAACGUGAUCCAGUGGCUGAACGCCAUGUCGGAGAAGGGGCUUCCGAAGAUCUUCUACCCGGAGACCACGGACAUCUACGACAGGAAGAACAUGCCGCGCUGCAUCUACUGCAUCCAUGCUCUCAGCCUGUACCUGUUCAAACUGGGCCUGGCUCCUCAGAUCCAGGAUCUGUACGGAAAAGUGGAUUUCACCGAGGAGGAGAUCAACAACAUGAAGAGCGAGCUGGAGAAGUAUGGAAUCCAGAUGCCGGCCUUCGGCAAGAUCGGAGGGAUCCUGGCCAACGAGCUGUCGGUGGACGAAGCUGCACUUCACGCUGCUGUGAUCGCCAUCAACGACGCCAUCGACCACGGCGUCCCCGAGGGCACGCUGGCCGCCAUGGAGAACCCCAACGCCAUGCUGGUCAACCUGGAUUCCAACGCUGCUCGCCAGUACCACGACACGUUGUACCAGGCCAAGGGAGCGAAGGUGGCCAGCUCACGCAAACGGCAAAUGGAAAACGCCGAGGCAGAGAGAGACAUCUACGACGAGCUCCUCACUCAGGCUGAGAUCCAGGGCAACGCCAACAAGGUCAACGUGAGCAACGCCCUGAGCGCCGCUGAGGAGGCGCUGCUGAGCGGGAAGGAGGAGCAGCUGUACGAGGCGCUCCGGGCCAUGGGCCUUCAGAACCUGCAGCCACAGAACAAGGGCUGGUACCUGAAGCAGCUGCAGGCCGACAGGGAGAACAAGGAGCAGACGUCUCCAGGAGAAGCUCUCACGAAGGACGAGCUGCAGAGCGGCGUGCACGUGGCCAACGAGGUUGCAGAAGGUUACCUGAAGAUGCUGAAGGCCGUGGAACGCAUCAACGCCGCCAUCAGAGCCGGAGAACCAGAGGGAACCGUGGAGGAGCUGAUGAACCCGGACGCUCAGCUGCCAGAGGUUUACCCCAACGCCGCCGAGCUCUACCAGAGAGAGCUGAGCAGCCUGCAGCAGCAGAGCGCAGAGGGCUCGCUGUCCCACCCCGAGCUGCUGGUUGCCGUGGAGAUGCUGUCCUCCGUGGUGCUGAUGAACGAGGCGAUGGACACGGGCGAUCGAGCCGCUCUCUGGAAGCAGCUGUCCAGUCCCGAGGCCGGCCUGAGUAACGUGGAGGACGAGUACGCUCAGAGGUACAUGGAGGAGCUGAUGCGUCUGAAAGCCGCGGCGCGCGAGCAGGGCGGAGCCUACCUGACGUGGAACGACAUCCAGGCGUCCGUGGACCAGGUGAACCUGACGGUGCAGGAGGAGCACGAGCGCAUCGCCGCCAUCGGGCUGAUCAACGAGGCGCUGGACGAGGGGGACGCCAUGAAGACCCUCGCCACGCUGCAGAGCCCCCCCGCCAAGCUCACUGACGUGGACCCGUCUGUGGCUCAGCACUACCACGACAAACUGCUGGAGGCCCGCCGGGAGAAGGCCCACGAGACUCAGGACCCGUCUGCUGUUCUGUGGCUGGACGAGAUUCAGGACGCUGUUCUGGGAUCGAACCAGGACACACAGGAGGCCAUACAGUUCGCUCAGUCCAUCCAGGACAUCAACCGGGCGGUGGACGGGGGGGAAGCGUCUCAGACCCUCGCCGCCCUGCGUCACUCGGGGGCGGGGCUUUACGGAGUGACCUCAGAGUGCGCCGGGACGUACCAGGACGACCUGACCUCCGUCAAACAGGAGAAGAAGAAAGACGGUGAUAAUGGCAGUGAAUGGGUGAAGCACUGGGUGAAGGGAGGACACAACUAUUACUACAACCUGCAGAGCAGCGAGGGCACGUGGGAGGAGCCUGAGGGUUUCCUGCAGAACAACACGCAGCUCAACAAAGACGACAUCCAGUCUGUGGUUUCCGGGGUAACCACGGCCUACAACCGCGAGCAGCUGUGGUUGGCCAACGAGACUCUGAUCACUAAGCUGCAAGCCCGUUGUCGUGGUUACCUGGUGAGGAACGGCCAGAAGGAGAGGAUGAACUUCCUCAUAUCUCAGGAUCCGGCUGUUACCAGCAUCCAGGCUCACUGGAAGGGCUACAAGCAGAGGAAGAAGUUCAAAGAUCGUAAACAGUAUCUGAAAGAUCAUUCUGCAGACGCUGUCAAGAUCCAGUCCAUGGUUCGGAUGCAUCAAGCUCGUAAGAAGUACAGGGAUCGUCUGAAGUACUUCCAAGAUCACAUCAAUCAGGUGGUGAAGAUCCAGGCUUUCAUCCGGGCCAACAAGGCCAGGGACGACUACAAGACGCUGACCAGCGCUGCCGACCCCCCGAUGGCCGUGGUGAGGAAGUUCGUCCACCUGCUGGACCACAGCGACCAGGACUUCCAGGAGGAGCUGGAGCUGAUGCGUCUCCGCGAGGAGGUGGUCACCAACAUCCGCUCCAACCAGCAGCUGGAGAACGACCUGAACCUGAUGGACAUCAAGAUCGGCCUGCUGGUGAAGAACAAGAUCACACUGCAGGAGGUGGUGUCGCACAGCAAGAAGCUGACCAGGAAGAACAAGGGCCAGCUGUCCAACAUGAUGAUGAUGAACAAGCAGAGAGGAGGCCUGAAGGCGCUGAGCAAGGAGAAGAGGGUCAAACUGGAAGCUUACCAGUUCCUCUUCUACCUGCUACAGACCAACCCCACGUACCUGGCCAAGCUCAUCUUCCAGAUGCCUCAGAACAAAUCCACCAAGUUCAUGGACUCUGUCAUCUUCACCCUGUACAACUACGCCUCCAACCAGAGGGAGGAGUACCUGCUGCUGAAGCUCUUCAAGACGGCGCUGCAGGAGGAGAUCAAGUCGAAAGUGGACCAGAUGAAGGAGAUCGUCACAGGAAACCCAACGGUCAUCAAGAUGGUGGUGAGCUUCCACCGAGGAGCACGAGGACAGAACGCUCUGCGGCAGAUCCUGGCGCCCGUCAUCAAAGAGAUCAUGGAAGACAAGACGCUCAACAUCAAGACGGACCCGGUGGACAUCUACAAGAGCUGGGUGAACCAGAUGGAGACGCAGACCGGGGAGGCCAGCAAGCUGCCGUACGACGUGACUCCCGAGCAGGCCAUGGCCCACGACGAGGUGAGGACACGCCUGGAGGCGUCCAUCAAGAACAUGAAGACCAUCACCGACAAGUUCCUGUCGGCCAUCGUCGUGUCCGUGGAUAAAAUUCCGUACGGGAUGAGGUUCAUCUCCAAGGUGCUGAAGGACACGCUGCACGAGAAGUUCCCGGACGCCACGGAGGACGAGCUGCUGAAGAUCGUGGGGAACCUCUUGUAUUACCGCUACAUGAACCCGGCCAUCGUGGCCCCCGACGCCUUUGACAUCAUCGAGGUGUCGGCGGGCGGCCAGCUGACCACCGAGCAGAGACGCAACUUGGGCUCUGUCGCCAAGAUGCUGCAGCACGCCGCCUCCAAUAAGAUGUUCCUGGGGGACAACGCCCACCUCAAUCCCAUCAACGAGUAUCUCAGCGCCUCGUACCUGAAGUUCAGGCGUUUCUUCUUGGCAGCGUGUGAUGUUCCCUCGCUGGAAGACAAGUUCAACGUGGAUCCGUACUCAGACCAAGUCACCGUCACUAAGCCAGUCAUCUACAUCUCCAUCGGAGAGAUCAUCAACACGCACACACUGCUGCUGGACCAUCAGGACGCCAUCGCUCCCGAGCACAACGACCCGAUCCACGAGCUGCUGGAGGACCUGGGCGAGGUUCCCACGGUCGAGUCGCUCAUCGGUGAAAACCCUCUUCCUCCUGACGACCCCAGCAAAGAGCUGAUGGGGAAGACGGAGGUGUCGCUCACACUCGCCAACAAGUUUGAUGUCACCGGCGAGGCCAACACGGAGAUGGACGCCAAGACGCUGCUGCUCAACACCAAGAGGCUCAUUGUGGAUGUGAUCCGGUUCCAGCCUGGAGACACGCUCACUGAGAUCCUGGAUUCGGCAGCGAGUCCAGAACAGGACGUGGAGUACCAGCGCGCCAUGCAGCGCCGGGCCGUCCGAGACGCCAAGACUCCAGAGAAGAUGAAGCAGGUCAAACCGGUGGUGGACGACAGCCUGACGCUGCUGGGGAAGAAAGACAAGAUCAGAAGCAACCUGCAGCGCCUGGCCGAGCUGGGGAAGGUUCACCCCGAGAGCCGCUACCAGGACCUCAUCAACGACAUCGCCAAGGACAUCAGAAACCAGAGACGCUAUCGUCAGCGCAGAAAAGCCGAGCUGGUGAGACUCCAGCAGACCAACACGGCCCUGAACUCAAAGUCUGCGUUCUACAACGUGCAGAUCGAUUCCUACAACCAGUACAUCAAGACCUGCAUGGACAACCUGGCCAGCAAGGGCAAGUUGUCAAAGAAAACAAGCGACAACAAAACCAAGAAGAGUAAACAGGUUUCACAGAAGUACACGGCCGCUCGUCUCCAUGAGAAGGGCGUGCUGAUCGCCAUCGAGGACCUGCAGCCCAACCAGUUCAAGAACGUGAUCUUCGAGAUCUCGCCCUCCGAGUCGGUGGGGGUCUUCGAGGUGAAGGCCAAGCUGAUGGGGGUGCACCUGGAGACGCUACAGUUGGAGUACCAGGACCUGCUCCAGCUGCAGUACGAGGGCGUGGCCGUGAUGAAGCUCUUCGACCGCGCCACCAUCAACGUCAACCUGCUCAUCUUCCUGCUCAACAAGAAGUUCUACGGGAAGUAGAGACACUGAUGGAACCACCAAGCUCCGCCUCCUGCUUCACACACAUUCCCUCCUGCACUCGUCUCAUGUGCUCAUUCAUGUGCAUUAUUUUUAUUAUGUGUUUGUGCUUCAACCGGAGCGAACAGAAGCUUCUAGAGUUAACGUGUGUAGCUGCAGCUCAGCCACAGGUCUACCAUGAUGUGUAUUAUUUUUGCUUGAGAUGUGUUGAAUGUGUCGUGCAUGGGCUGGAAUAUAAACACGUCUGUUUUAUGUGGAGGUCACGUUUUCUGUCUCUUAGUUGAUAAUCGAUCUCCUGAUGAACGUAGGUUCUCUUCCUGACCUUCUGUCUCUUUGUGUUUCUGUUGGAGACUCAUUGCAAAGAGAAACUUUAUGAUUCAACUCUUUUCUUCCCUCACUUGAUUUGGAUUCGACCCUCAGCUGAUCAUCAUUCAGCCUGAUGACUUUCUUAAUUUGAAUUGAAGAAUUCGAAUUGAAUUAUUGGAAGAGAAUAACUUCCUGUUCCAGGUCAAGGCUGUGAUGUUGGUUUGUGUUGGACUGACCCUGAUGAUCAGCAGUGUGUGUGUGUGUGUCUGUUUCAUUCAGCAGCACAGUCACUCAUGAUUCACUGGAAUUCUAUUUGUUCUACUUGUUAUUAUAAAAUCAGUUUGGUACAAAUGCUACAAAACAAAGUUUCCUUGAUAUUGGAUAUGUUGUCAUGAUAUUUCUUCUGUAGGUGGAAGCCCGAGCUCCACUUCCUCUCUUUCAGUGCUUAAGUGUAUUUGACUUGUUGUAGAAUAAAGUGCUGAAGACGUAAA
Messenger RNA from Limanda limanda (common dab), 5909 nucleotides. It is a transcript of the gene iqgap1, whose product is annotated as IQ motif containing GTPase activating protein 1. Lineage: Eukaryota; Metazoa; Chordata; Actinopteri; Pleuronectiformes; Pleuronectidae. The transcript has 37 exons. Gene Ontology annotation, molecular function: GTPase activator activity; actin filament binding; calmodulin binding. The record is from RefSeq and is a predicted model, not a curated record. Gene Ontology annotation, cellular component: nucleus; cytoplasm. The coding region runs from base 154 to 5115 and encodes 1653 amino acids. Gene Ontology annotation, biological process: regulation of GTPase activity; regulation of actin cytoskeleton organization.